This is a messenger RNA of Polypterus senegalus (gray bichir), 1462 nucleotides long. RefSeq names its product ADP-ribosylation factor-like 4D (gene arl4d). Gene Ontology annotation, cellular component: cytoplasm. Gene Ontology annotation, molecular function: GTP binding; GTPase activity. The coding region runs from base 544 to 1146 and encodes 200 amino acids. The record is from RefSeq and is a predicted model, not a curated record. Gene Ontology annotation, biological process: intracellular protein transport; vesicle-mediated transport. The transcript has 2 exons. Lineage: Eukaryota; Metazoa; Chordata; Cladistia; Polypteriformes; Polypteridae.
GCGGCGUUUGUUGUCUGUGAAAUUCCAAAUGGCCGACAUUCCCGCAUUUCCAUUACGCACCCCUGCGCCUCAGCGCAGUCAGGUCGCCAUCUGAAACUUUGAGAGCUUUGAAGACGAGUACGUGAGGCGCUCUAUCUCAUCGCCGCGGCUGCCCCUCCAUUGUUAAAGCUGAUAGCGCCGGCCGCGCAAAGCCAAAGCUGUGAAAAAGGAUUAAAUUAAUCUGAAAAUCUAAUAUAGCGCCCUCCACGGGGCAGGUGACAAUGGCGCCCUUUGUUCUCCUGUCACGUUGUCUCUCGAGGUGUUAAAAACCGAGGCGGCUUAGUGAGGGUGGGCGCAUCCCCCCGACAUCUCGUUAAUCAGACCAGGCGGCGGACUUGGCGGAGCUGAAAAGCGCAACCUACUGGACUGAGCGACACGUGAGCGGCGUGACAAAAACCCACCGGGGCGGAGGCAAGAAGUGGCCGCGACAGAACGACGAGAGAGCGGAUCCGCACGAGGUUCACCCCGACUGCCCCCUUCAGGACAUGCGACUCUAAGGGGGCCAUGGGAAACCAGCUGACAGAAAUGGCCCCCAACACCUCCUUUCUUCCCACCUUCCAGUCGGUUCACGUGGUGGUCAUCGGAUUGGACUUGGCGGGCAAGACCUCCCUGCUGUACAGGAUGAAGCUGCGCGAGUUUGUCAAGACCAUCCCCACCAAGGGCUUCAACAUGGAGAAGAUCAAGGUGGCGAUGGGCACGUCACGGUGCAUCACCUUCCAGGUGUGGGACGUGGGCGGCCAGGAGAAGCUGCGGCCACUGUGGAAAUCAUAUACCCGCCGGACGGACGGCAUGGUCUUUGUGGUGGACUCGACCGAAGUGGAGCGCAUGGAGGAAGCCAAGGUGGAGCUGCACAAGAUCACCCGCACGUCGGAGAACCAGGGCGUGCCCGUGCUGAUACUGGCCAACAAGCAGGACCUGCCAGGCGCCCUGUCCGUGGCCGAGGUCGAGAAGGUGCUGGCACUGCAUGAACUUUGCUCGUCCACCCUGCACCACGCUCAAGGCUGCAGUGCCCUGGACGGUCAGGGGCUCCAGCCGGGACUCGAGAAGCUUUACGAGAUGAUCCUGAAAAGGAAGAAAAUGCAGCGGCACAGCAAACGGAAGAGAUGAGCCCAGUGACUGGCACACUGGCACAGGGAUGGCGGCCACUUGGUGGCUCGCUGGAUUGCUUGGCACUCACUCUUCCCUCAAGGACCACCUGAACUGGGGGGGCACUUGAGCCUGGGACUGGGUCCUAUUCCCAUAUGGAGUAUACAAGGCUCGCAGCCCCCUGGGGGGCUGGUGGGCGCUCGCUGGGACUAGCGUGUCCCCCGUGGAUUUUAUUUUUUUUUACCCCCGUUUCUUUUUAUUUUGUUUGGAUGAUAUUUUUUUUUUUUUUGUAAUGCUCAUGUUUAAAUAAAUUAUUUGGAAAUUUCACAAAUCCUGA